Molecule: messenger RNA, 3642 nt
Organism: Closterium sp. Naga37s-1
Lineage: Eukaryota; Viridiplantae; Streptophyta; Zygnematophyceae; Desmidiales; Closteriaceae
Source: the annotation of a GenBank genome assembly
AUGAGCAUUUUCACCUUUAGUCCUAGCCCAUCCCCAAACAUCGCAUUUGGACCUAUCGCCUUCCGCGUCCCCCACGCUUCUCCCCACCGUCUCUCACACACCUCCCCACGCACACGCCCACGCUUCCCCUCACCGUCGCCCACGCUUUCCCCCAUCGUCGCUCACGCUUCCCCUUACCACCGCUCACGCUUCCUCCUGCCUUCCCCCACGCUUCCCCACACCGUCGCUCCCGCCUUCCCCCACCUUCCCUCACGAUUCCCCUCUCAUCGCCCACGGUUCCUCCUACCGUCGCCCACGCUUCCUCCCACCGUCACCCACGCUUCCCCCCACCGUCGCCCAAGCUUCCCCCCACCGUCGCCCAAGCUUCCCCCCACCGUCGCCCACGCUUCUUCCCACCGUCGCCCACGCUUCCCCUCACCGUCGCCCACGCUUCCCCCCACCGUCACCCACGCUUCCCCCCACCGUCGCCCACGCUUCCCCCCACCGUCGCCCACGCUUCCCCCCACCGUCGCCCACGCUUCCCCCCACCGUCGCCCACGCUUCCCCCCACCGUCGCCCACGCUUCCCCCCACCGUUGCCCACCGCCACCGUCGCCCACCGCCACCGUCGCCCACCCCCACUGUCGCCCACGCUUGCCCUCCCAUCGCCCUCGGGUCGUCGUUGUAUCCCUUCCCCAUUGCCUCCCUCUCACCCACCCUGGGCGGGGAGGUAUGGCGGGCUGGGCUGGGAGCUGGGGAAGGGGUCGUGACUCGUUCGCUGUGGGGUGUGGAAGGGUGCGUGGUCAGCAGCACCCACCCUUCUCUCUCUUGCACUGACCUCCUCUCCUCUCUCGCACCAACCCCACACGCAUGGCAGGUGGUGGUGCGGCUUUGGAGCAGAGUGUUUGGCGCACAGCCAGGGCAGCGCGUGCAGGCGGGCAGCAAGGAGUGCAUCGUCCUCCUCUCCCUCUCCCUUCCUCCCUUCCUCCAUCAUCUCUGCCUCACUACCCUCUUUACCCUCUCUGUUGCCCGUCCUCCCUUCCUCCCUUCCUCCAUCUCUCUGCCUCACUACCCUCUUUACCCUCUCUGUUGCCCGUCCUCCCUUCCUCCCAUCCUUCUUUCCUGCCAUUCUUCCUCUCCUCAUCCUCCCUCGAUCCAGUCCCCCUUCCCCUUUCCAUCUCCCACUCUCCCACUCCCUUCCUCACGCCAACCCUGGUCCUCCGUUCCACCCUUCUACCUUCCCCCUUGUACUGAUGAAGGUGUGUCUCGGUACCCAGCCGCACUUUUUCCUCUCAUCCGCCCAUCAUCUCAUCCGCCCAUCAUCUCAUCCGCCCAUCAUCUCAUCCGCCCAUCAUCUCAUCCGCCCAUCCUCUCAUCCGCCCAUCAUCUCAUCCGCCCAUCACCUCAUCCGCCCAUCAUCUCAUCCGCCCAUCAUCUCAUCCGCCCAUCAUCUCCUCCGCCCAUCAUCUCAUCUGCCCAUCAUCUCAUCCGCCCAUCCUCUCAUUCGCCCAUCAUCUCAUCCGCCCAUCAUCUCAUCCGCCCAUCAUCUCAUCCGCCCAUCAUCUCAUCCGCCCAUCAUCUCAUCCGCCCAUCAUCUCAUCCGCCCAUCAUCUCAUCCGCCCAUCAUCUCAUCCGCCCAUCAUCUCAUCCGCCCAUCAUCUCAUCCGCCCAUCAUCUCAUCCGCCCAUCACCUCAUCCGCCCAUCGUCUCAUCCGCCCAUCGUCUCAUCCGCCCAUCAUCUCAUCCGCCCAUCCUCUCAUCCGCCCAUCAUCUCAUCCGCCCAUCAUCUCAUCCGCCCAUCAUCUCAUCCGCCCAUCAUCUCAUCCGCCCAUCAUCUCAUCCGCCCAUCAUCUCAUCCGCCCAUCAUCUCAUCCGCCCAUCAUCUCAUCCGCCCAUCAUCCAUCCGCCCAUCAUCUCAUCCGCCCAUCAUCCAUCCGCCCAUCACCUCAUCCACCCAUCACCUCAUCCGCCCAUCAUCCAUCCGCCCAUCACCUCAUCCGCCCAUCAUCUCAUCCGCCCAUCAUCUCAUCCGCCCAUCAUCUCAUCCGCCCAUCAUCUCAUCCGCCCAUCCUCUCAUCCGCCCAUCAUCUCAUCCGCCCAUCAUCUCAUCCGCCCAUCCUCUCAUCCGCCCAUCAUCUCAUCCGCCCAUCAUCUCAUCCGCCCAUCAUCUCAUCCGCCCAUCAUCUCAUCCGCCCAUCAUCUCAUCCGCCCAUCAUCCAUCCGCCCAUCAUCUCAUCCGCCCAUCACCUCAUCCGCCCAUCACCUCAUCCGCCCAUCAUCUCAUCCGCCCAUCAUCCAUCCGCCCAUCAUCUCAUCCGCCCAUCACCUCAUCCACCCAUCACCUCAUCCGCCCAUCAUCUCAUCCGCCCAUCAUCUCAUCCGCCCAUCAUCUCAUCCGCCCAUCAUCUCAUCCGCCCAUCCUCUCAUCCGCCCAUCAUCUCAUCCGCCCAUCAUCUCAUCCGCCCAUCAUCUCAUCCGCCCAUCAUCUCAUCCGCCCAUCAUCUCAUCCGCCCAUCAUCUCAUCCGCCCAUCAUCUCAUCCGCCCAUCAUCUCAUCCGCCCAUCAUCUCAUCCGCCCAUCAUCUCAUCCGCCCAUCAUCUCAUCCGCCCAUCCUCUCAUCCGCCCAUCCUCUCAUCCGCCCAUCACCUCAUCCGCCCAUCACCUCAUCCGCCCAUCGUCUCAUCCGCCCAUCAUCUCAUCCGCCCAUCAUCUCAUCCGCCCAUCGUCUCAUCCGCACAUCCUCUCAUCCGCCCAUCAUCUCAUCCGCCCAUCAUCUCAUCCGCCCAUCAUCUCAUCCGCCCAUCAUCUCAUCCGCCCAUCAUCUCAUCCGCCCAUCAUCUCAUCCGCCCAUCAUCUCAUCCGCCCAUCAUCUCAUCCGCCCAUCAUCUCAUCCGCCCAUCAUCUCAUCCGCCCAUCAUCUCAUCCGCCCAUCAUCUCAUCCGCCCAUCAUCUCAUCCGCCCAUCAUCUCAUCCGCCCAUCAUCUCAUCCGCCCAUCAUCUCAUCCGCCCAUCAUCUCAUCCGCCCAUCAUCUCAUCCGCCCAUCAUCUCAUCCGCCCAUCAUCUCAUCCGCCCAUCCUCUCAUCCGCCCAUCAUCUCACCGCCCAUCAUCUCAUCCGCCCAUCAUCUCAUCCGCCCAUCAUCUCAUCCGCCCAUCAUCCCAUCCGCCCAUCAUCCAUCCGCCCAUCAUCUCAUCCGCCCAUCACCUCAUCCACCCAUCAUCUCAUCCGCCCAUCAUCUCAUCCGCCCAUCAUCUCAUCCGCCCAUCAUCUCAUCCGCCCAUCCUCUCAUCCGCCCAUCCUCUCAUCCGCCCAUCAUCUCAUCCGCCCAUCAUCUCAUCCGCCCAUCAUCUCAUCCGCCCAUCAUCUCAUCCGCCCAUCAUCUCAUCCGCCCAUCACCUCAUCCGCCCAUCCUCUCAUCCGCCCAUCAUCUCAUCCGCCCAUCAUCUCAUCCGCCCAUCAUCUCAUCCGCCCAUCAUCUCAUCCGUCCACCCUCUCAUCCGCCCAUCAUCUCAUCCGCCCAUCACCUCAUCCGCCCAUCACCUCAUCCGCCCAUCAUCUCAUCCGCCCAUCAUCUCAUCCGCCCAUCAUCUCAUCCGUCCACCCUCUCAUCCGCCCAUCAUCUCAUCCGCCCAUCCUCUCACCGUCGCCCACGCUUCUGCCUUAG